AGUAUAAAGCGCGCAAAGCGAACAUCUAACCAUUUCAAUGAUUUUCCGUGGUUUUAGACUGACCUACUUAUAUGGCAAAAACUGUGAAAACAUUAAACCAUGGAUAAAAGAAAGAAGUGCCAUAAAUUUAUGUAGAACUACGAGAAGUUUGCAUACUUUGAAUGCUGCAGCCUCAAAAUACAAAAACAUUGAGUGUGGAACGACGGGAAAAAAUAAAAUACAGAACCGUUAUCAAAUAGGCGUUUAUGAUUAUGUAUUCGAUUUAGUCAAAAGAGAUGAUAGUGACAUAAUUGAUAUUUAUGAUUUAAUUGAAUUAAUGAAUAAAGCUGGUAUAUCAUUGAAUGAUCCAAGAUUAGCAAAAUUUACAAAAGCGUUGAAUGAAUUACAAGGUAAUAAAAUCAAUCGAAAUGUUCUACAAAGUAAAUCAUUAACGUUGGAUAGAGAAACAUUUCGAAUUGUAGCAAAAGAAAAUCUUCAUAUGUUAUUACGCAUUAUGACAAAUGAUUUUUGUAUACCAGAUUUUGAAUCAUUUACAAGUGAAAUUCAAACAGUUUUUAAUUUAUGCAAAGAAAAUACAAGUGGUCAAGUAGCCAGUUAUAUACCAGAAUUAAAAGAAAUGAAUCCGAACUAUUGGGGUUUAUCAUUGUGCACUGUAGAUGGACAACGCUUAUCCAUGGGUGACAGCACUAUCCCAUUUACAAUACAAUCUAGUAGUAAACCAAUUACAUAUGCAUUAGCUUUGACCGAUUUAGGUCCACAACAUGUUCAUCAAUAUGUUGGCUAUGAACCAUCAGGAUUACCAUUCAAUCAAAUUUCUUUAAAUCAUAAAAAUAAACCACAUAAUCCUUUAAUCAAUUCCGGUGCAUUAGCUAUUUGUAGUAUACUACAACCAAAUUUAAAUCCUUCAGAACGUUUUAAAUAUGUUGAAAAUAAAUUUAGUCAAAUGGCUGGUGGAUUACCAAUGGGAUUUAAUAAUGCUGUAUUUUUAUCAGAACGUGAAACAGCUGAUCGUAAUUUUGCUAUUGCAUAUUAUAUGCGUGAAAAUAAAUGUUUCCCGCCAACUUUUGAAUUACGUGAAUUAAUGGAUUUUUAUUUUCAAAUAUGUUCAAUUGAAGUAACAUGUGAAUCAGCUGGUAUUAUGGCUGGAACAUUAGCAAAUGGUGGUAUUAAUCCAUUAACAAAUGAAACUGUAGUAAGUGCAGCUGCAGCACGAGAUACUCUAUCUGUUAUGCAUUCAUGUGGAAUGUAUGAUUAUUCAGGACAAUUUGCAUUUAAGGUUGGUUUGCCAUGUAAAUCUGGUGUAUCCGGUAUCAUCAUGGUAGUUGUGCCUAAUUUACUUGGUUUAGCUGUCUGGUCACCGCCAAUUGAUAGACAUGGGAAUUCGGCUAGAGGUAUACAAUUCUGUCAAGAACUUGUUCAUAAAUUUAUCCUUCAUCAUUAUGAAAGUCAUUUACAUUAUGAUAAAAAAAUUGAUCCACGGAAACCACGUGAUUCUUAUCGAACAGAUGCAGUUACUACAUUAUUAUUUGCUGCUAGUAAUAAUGAUUUAUCAACUUUGAGAAGAUGUUUUAUUCAUGGAGUAAAUUUUAAUUCAAUUGAUUAUGAUGGACGUACUGGUUUACAUGUAGCUGCUAGUUGUGGUUCAUUAGAUGCUGUCAAAUUUUUUAUUGAAGUUUGUGGUGUUACACUUAAUCCAAUUGAUCGUUGGGGGCAUACACCAUUAACAAAUGCAAAACAAUUUGGUCAUGAACAAAUUGUUGAAUAUUUAGAAAAUAAGAAUAAAACAAAUCAAUAAUUCCAGAAUCAUGGAUACCAAAGUGUGUAAUACAAGUAAUAUCUUCAUUGAAUUCGAUUAUUUCUAUGAGAUUUGUUUAUUUAAUUUUUAUUUUGAAAUUUAUUCAUCUAAAUAAGAAUAAUAAGAAUAAAAAUGAAACCUAAUAAAACAUUAUUUUUUUUCUUUAAAACAGUUAUUAUUUAUUAUUUUCUGAUUGUUAUACUACUGUUACUAUGACUACUAUUGUUGCUGUGAGUGAUACGUUUACUGCUAUCACUAUUACUACUACUGCUACUAUCACUAAUACUACGGCUAUCACUAUUACUGCUACUAUUGCCACUAUCACUAUUGCUGCUACUGCCACUAUCACUACUAUCACUAAUACUACUGCUAUCACUAUUGCUACUACUAUUACUACUAUCACUAUUACUACUACUGUUACCAUUACUACUACCGUUACUAUUAUUACUAUCACUACCACUACUACUAUUGCUACCAUUAUUAUUAUUAUUAUUACUAAUCAUGGUAGCAAUAUCAUGAUUAUAUUCCUUUCUAAAUGAUAUUCGUAUUUAAUUAAAGUGACUAAAAGAUCAUCUAAUAUAAUUUAAGAGUAUUUUAUAUUUAACUUUCGAAAAUAAUUUAAAUGUGUAUUUAUCCUAUUUCUAAUAAGAUUUUAUGCAUUUAUGUAUGAUAAAUUAGAUUUUACUUACAAAAUUAAAUUACUUAAUUACUUACUUAUGCCUGUUACCCCCCUCCCAAGUGGAGCAUAGGCUGCCGAUCAGCAUUCUUCAACUCAUUUUGUCUUAGAUCUGCCUUCUUUCUAAUUCUAUUCAAUUAUUGUUUAUUCUUCUUCUUCCUCUUCUCAUAUCUUAUUCUUCAAAAAAACAUUUAAUGAAAUAAUGAGAAAUGAAUUCAGUUAACAAAUACAUUACACUAUUC
Messenger RNA from Schistosoma margrebowiei, 2713 nucleotides. Lineage: Eukaryota; Metazoa; Platyhelminthes; Trematoda; Strigeidida; Schistosomatidae. The record is from the annotation of a GenBank genome assembly.